Molecule: messenger RNA, 1157 nt
Organism: Cicer arietinum (chickpea)
Lineage: Eukaryota; Viridiplantae; Streptophyta; Magnoliopsida; Fabales; Fabaceae
Source: RefSeq, a predicted model, not a curated record
GAAACACAACAAAAAAGAGAAAACAUGUGCACGUUCUUCAACAAAAAGAGAAAACAUGUGCACGUUCUUCUGUUAAGUUACUGUUACUGUUAACUCUUAACAGCAACCACUUUUUCAAUGGCUACUCUCUCUCUCUUCAAUCUCACAUCGAUUUCUCCCGCUUUCAGAUUCAAAGUCUCCGCCAUGGCACCUUCCGUCGUCACCACCAGAGUUGCUCCCGCCGUCAUUGUCGGCGGUGGAAGAGUUGGUAAAGCUUUACAAGGUAUGGGUGAUGGUCAAGAUAUUCUUCUUCGACGUGGUGAUUCUGUUCCUAUUGAUUUUCAAGGUCCGAUUUUGGUUUGUACUCGUAAUGAUGAUCUUGAUUCUGUUCUUAAUUCCACUCCUCUUUCCAGAUGGAACGAUUUGGUGUUUUUCCAAAAUGGAAUGUUGGAACCAUGGCUUGAGAGUAAAGGUUUGAAGGAAGGGAACCAAGUGUUGGCAUAUUUUGCUGUGUCAAAACUUGGAGAGUCACCUAUUGAUGGUAAGACUGAUACCAAUCCUGAAGGAUUGACAGCUGCUUAUGGCAAGUGGGCUUUGGCUGUUUCUGAAAGAUUGCAAGCUGGAGGCCUCUCUUGCAAGGUUCUGGACAAGGAAGCGUUUGAAAAGCAAAUGUUAGAGAAGCUCAUAUGGAUUUGUUCUGUCAUGCUUGUUGGAGCACGUCACGGAGGGGUUCCUGUUGGUUAUGUGGAAAAGGAAUUUCACUUGGAAUUGUGUAGCCUGAUAGCAGAACUAGCAUCAGCAGCGGCAAGUGAAAAGGGGUUGAUAUUUGAAGAUGCCAUGGAAGACCGAUUGUGUGCGUAUUCUCGAGCUGUCGCACACUUUCCCACGGCAGUUAAGGAGUUCAAAUGGAGGAAUGGUUGGUUUUAUUCUCUUUCUGAGAAAGCUAUUGCACAAGGCAAGCAGGAUCCAUGCCCUCUACAUACUCAAUGGCUCAAAGAUUUGAAAAUUGUAUAACACUUCUAGUUUCAUUCGUCACUAGGUUACUAGCUUCCAAUUAGCUAUGUGUAGACUUUUAGUGACUAGCUUGAAAGAGUAAUUAGUUACCAACUUGUAGAAUUAUACAAAUAUAGGUAAUGAUGUUCAUAUUUCGUUUCCUUUCAUCAUAUUGCUUCGAAACA